UCCGUUAAACAAAACAUACUAACAGUCAAAAUGCUGGCUGUUUUAUUUUUGAAUCGUAUAACAGCUCGAAGACGAGCAGCUAAACUUGAGAUAAACUCAGUAAAACCGGAGAGAAAAGACCCGGAUGUAUUAGUAUGCAGAACUUGUCUGAGCAUCGAAAAUUUGGUACCUAUUUUCGACAGCAAGGAACCUUCAGAGAAAAUGUCUUCAGAUCUAAGAUUGGUUACCGGUUUAGAGAUCAAACCAAAUGAUGGUUUGUCACAAAAUAUAUGUGAUAAUUGUAUAAAGGCCAUGAAAGCUGCAAUACAGUUUAGAAAAACAAGUAGAAAAGCACAAAAAGCUCUGCUCAAUACUGCAACUAGUAUUAAAAAGAAAUACACAAAAAAAUCACUAUUAAAUAUAAAAAGGAUACCACAGAUUGAAAAAGAGGAAAAUAUAGAUUAUAAUUAUGAAUUCUUGGACAAUGAUUUUCAAACAGAUUAUUCUGAUAUGCCAGAAUAUAAACCACAAAUUGUUAUAAAAAGGGGAAAUUGUAAAGAGUCUAAAGGUAAAGGGUUAACCCUGAUUCCAAAUGCCUCAUCAUACAGAUGUAGCUUCUGUUCUAAAGAGUUCCGUAUGAAAGCAACAUAUAAGGCACAUCUGCGGUUCCAUACGCAUUACUGUGUUUGUGAGUCGUGCGGCAAACGGUGCAGGAAUCACAACCAGUUGCAAGAACAUAAGCGCGCGCGACACGGCCUCGGUCGCAUACACAAGUGUGCCUACUGCGAGUAUACAUCUGCUACUAAAGAGGCUCUUACUAUCCACGAGCGUCGUCACACAGGUGAGAGGCCAUAUGUGUGCGACCACUGUGGCGCCACCUUCCACCGACGCUCAAACCUUGUUCAACACAUCGCUAUACACCUGCCUGAGAAGAACUUUCAGUGUGACAUGUGCCCAAAGCGCUUGAAGUCCCGCAAGUUCCUACAGAUACAUAAACACAAUGCGCAUACUGGCCGUCGCUAUGGUUACCUCUGCCCCGUCUGUGAACAUCGCUUCGAGAAACCAAACAAAGUGCGUGCGCAUAUGCGUCGUGUGCAUGGCCUGCCGGAUGACACUCAUAGUCCUAUUGUCAGAGUGCAACUGUGAGAAUACUGGACAGAUAGUGGCGUUUGAAGAUUGACAUUCUUACUAGUCAUUAAGAAUUUUACGGUAAAGAUGGAAAUUAUCACUUCCUACCGAA
This is a messenger RNA of Papilio machaon (common yellow swallowtail), 1219 nucleotides long. Its product is annotated as zinc finger protein 382. Gene Ontology annotation, cellular component: nucleus. Gene Ontology annotation, molecular function: zinc ion binding. The transcript is spliced from 6 exons. The record is from RefSeq and is a predicted model, not a curated record. Bases 31 to 1125 code for a protein of 364 amino acids. NCBI's taxonomy places the organism in Eukaryota, Metazoa, Arthropoda, Insecta, Lepidoptera, Papilionidae.